This is a messenger RNA of Oreochromis niloticus (Nile tilapia), 2552 nucleotides long. RefSeq names its product solute carrier family 22 member 4. Gene Ontology annotation, biological process: transmembrane transport. The record is from RefSeq and is a predicted model, not a curated record. The transcript has 11 exons. Gene Ontology annotation, molecular function: transmembrane transporter activity. Bases 383 to 1981 code for a protein of 532 amino acids. Gene Ontology annotation, cellular component: membrane. Lineage: Eukaryota; Metazoa; Chordata; Actinopteri; Cichliformes; Cichlidae.
CGGCUGUUCCUCAGGUGUUUGCAGCUGUAGUUGAAUUACCUUGUUGUAAAGUCAGUGUGAGAGAGCCUUACAGUGAAACGCUCGGCUCACCUAAAUCGGCAGCAAGUCACUUUCCCCUAAAGCAUUCUUGCACCGCAGAGGUUCACGUCAGUUAUUUGUCAUUAACGUCUUGUGAAGUUCCAGUGGGGCGGGUGCAGUGGAGUGUACAGUGGGUGGUGGGUUGGAUUUGGGGGAGGAUUCACAUAGGAAUAAGUCACAUAAUAAUUUGUAUCACCAACUCCACUCCAUUUUCUUUGUGGACAAGCUGUGGUUACCUGAAGUGUGCUUCUAUGAGUUUUACUGCUCUUUGUAGAUUCAAAAAGCGGAUGUUAAAUCAGCUGUCAUGGAAAUGGGUCCAAAUCUGGAGAGAAGCAGUUGUAGCCGCUAUGAGCUGCAUGUGAUGCAGAACUUGUCUGCACUCAGAAUAAAACCCAACCUUGCACAGAUCCACAACUAUUCUGAAUUCGAAGCAAGUGCAGGGGUCAUGCUGUCCAACCUGAAGCAGGAGGAGUGCAAAGAUGGAUGGAUCUACGGCACAGAGCACUACGAGUCGACUGUAGUCACUGAGUUUAACCUGGUGUGUGACAACAAUUGGAAACAACCAAUGUCCUCUCUCAUCUACUUCCUGGGAUCACUCUGUGGCUGUUUCCUCUCUGGACAGAUCUCUGACCGGUUUGGCAGGAAACCUGUUCUGUUCAGUUCCAUUUUCAUACUAAGUGUCUUCAGCAUCGCUUUGAGUUUUGCUCAGUCCUGGGCCGUCUUCAAUGUGCUUUUCUUCAUGGUGGGCAUGUGUCAACUCAGCAUCUACAUACUUCUUCUUGUACUUGGUUCUGAGCUCCUAGUCGGUGUUACAAGAGUUCUCUUCAGUAGCCUUGCUUUGAGCUAUUUCUAUGUGGCUGGUAUGAUGGCAUUCCCUGGCACCGCCUACGUAGUCAGGAAUUGGAGACACCUAUCAUUGUUUAUGGCUUUGCCUGGUCUGGCCUGUUUCCCCUUUUGGUGGCUGGUUCCAGAAUCUCCUCGCUGGCUACUGUCCAAAGGCCGUUUUAAGGAAGCAGAACUCCUGCUAAGAUUUGCUGCUCUGGAGAACGGAGUGGAAUUUCCAUCUGACCUCUUUCGCUCAGCAGAAUCUCAACAGUCUGAACAGUCUCAGCAACCCGAACAACCUCAGCAAUCUGAACAACCUGAACAAUCUCAGCAAUCUGAACAACCUCAGCAACCUGAGGUUUCUGGUUACCUGGGUCUGCUGAGGAACAUGACCACUCGAAGUAUCACACUCGUAGUGUGGUUUCUCUGGUUUUCUUUGAAUGUGAGCUACUUUGGAUUAUCAUUCAAUAUGACUACUAUCUAUGGCAACCCCUUUCUGAACUACGCCUUGCUGUCAUUAAUGGAGAUGCCAGCACACUUGGUCAGCUGGUUUAGCGCAAAAUAUUUUCCUCGUCGCAUGUCCUUUAUUGGCUUCUCCCUGCUGGGGGCGCUGCCACUCUUCCUCAUCCAGAUCACUCUGCACAAGUAUCACAACAUCACCCUCACCCUGGUGCUGAUGGGUAAAUUUGGAGUCCUGGCUUCCGAAGGGAUCCUGCACCUGCUCACUGGAGAGCUGUCUCCCACAGUCAUCAGGAACACGAUGUUGUCGUCUGCUGCCUUAUUCUCCAGAGUGGGGUCCUCUGUCGCCCCAUACCUAUUGCAGCUGGCUGUGUUCUACGAGUUCCUGCCGUGGUUGACUGUGGGUUCCCUGUCAGUCAUCAGUGUCCUUGUCUCCCUUUUCCUUCCGGAGUCAUUUGGAAAACCGCUUCCUGAUACCAUCGACCAGAUGCAAGUCAUUAAGAAGUUCAAGUUUAAAGGGCUCUGUCACCAAAAGGUUGAUGGGAAUUCACCUGGAGUCCAGGAGCCAGCUGUCAGCGAGACUUCUCUGUCUGAGAUCAAAUGCUCAACUGCCUUUUAAAGGUCUUGAUUGAAUUUGCUUUACAUGAUGCUUUACCUCAUCAUGUAGAAAGGCCCCAGUCAUGAGACCAGGAAGACCAGGAACCUUCUUGUUGUGAGGCCGCAGCAGAAAUCACCACAAAAACACUUCAGCCUGAGCAAGAAUAUGGAAGUGAAACAAAAAAAGAAAAAAACUUAAUUUUUUAAAUUUGAAAUGAACUUGAAUUUAAGUCGUGUGAGCAGUUGCCAUGCUUGGAUUAUACAAUUUUAAAUUUGUGUUUAAAACUUACAAAUUUUUUUAUAUCAUUUGUGAUGAAAUAAAAAGACUUUGAUUCAGGAGUUACCAUAUAAGACGUGAGGGUGGAGUGCUUGCAUUGGUUACCGAUGCUUUGGAUUGUUGGUGGUUACAUAAUAAAAAUAACAAUAAUAGAGAUGAAGAUAAGAACAGUAAUAUUAAUAAUAAAAUCCUCUGAUUUGGUUUGGUGUGCAAUGAGAAAAAAAUGUGACUUGUUGUGUGUACUUUCUCUUUCUCUCUAUCUUGUAUUUCUUAGUAUGCUUAUGUGUGGUUAAAUAAAUCAGUGAGAAAAUCAAAA